Molecule: messenger RNA, 1635 nt
Organism: Culex pipiens pallens (northern house mosquito)
Lineage: Eukaryota; Metazoa; Arthropoda; Insecta; Diptera; Culicidae
Gene: Mlf
Product: myeloid leukemia factor
Exons: 4
Coding region: 156-1112 (318 amino acids)
Biological process (GO): regulation of DNA-templated transcription
Cellular component (GO): nucleus; cytoplasm
Source: RefSeq, a predicted model, not a curated record
CUCAAACAAAUCUCGACAUGCUGCGCUGCCACUGCUCCUGAAGAGUGAAGAUUUUUGUAACGCGAAGAAAGUGACUGGCAGAGGAAAAUUCUCCGUUCCCGUUUGGAAAACGCUAGAAAAGUCUCGGAAAACGGCGCGCUAAACCGCCUGCAAGGAUGUCUCUGUUCGGAAUGAUGGGCGAUCUCGAGGAUGAUCCUAUUUUCGGACAUCACAUGCGUUCGAUGCGCCAGAUGAAUAACAUGAUGAACUCGCUGUUUGCCGAUCCGUUUGGGAUGUUUGGCGGCGUUGGUGGCGGGAUGGAGAGCAUUGCCGGACCGUCGCUGAUGGGGCCUCGAGUUGGGGCGAUGAUGCCGUUUAUGGGUGGUCCGAGUAUGAGCAUGAACCGGCUGUUGAACGGCAACGGGGACGGAACUUCGUACUGCAGCAGCAGCGUUUUUUCGAUGACUUCGGGGCCGAACGGACCGCAGGUUUACCAGGCCACGUCCAGCACACGCUCCGGACCGGGUGGCAUCAAGGAGACGCGCAAAACCGUUCAGGACAGCCGAAGCGGCACGAAGAAGAUGGCCAUCGGGCACCACAUCGGCGAGCGGGCACACAUUAUCGAGCGCGAGCAGAACGUGCGCACGGGUGAGCAGGAGGAACGGCAGGACUACAUCAACCUGGACGACGAGGAGGCGGAGGAGUUUGAUCGCGAGUUCCAAACCAAGGCACGCAGCUCGAUGAGCCUGUCCGGGGGACGCCGCUCCGGAGCGGAGAUCAUGGAGUUGCCGUCGAACCAGCCGAACCCACCGCACAUCCGCGCCAUUACAAACUCGCCGCACAACGUGACCAUGCCGGGCGCCAGCAGCAGUCCUCAACAUUCCCCAGCGAGCCGCAACCGCAUCACCGGUGGGCCCUCCGUAACGCCACGUCGCGCCAUCCGAUCGCCGGCCUCGUCCCCGCUGCUGGCUCUGCCACCGACGACCUCUAGCGCGUCCGGCGGCCACAUUACGACCAGCGUCCAUCCGCACCCGUACAGCAUGGCCGGACGGAAGAACCGUGCCAUCAAGGGUCCAUCGUCGUCGUCGCCGGCUGCGUCGACUUCCUCGCCGUACCACAACAAUCACCAGUAGACGACGACCGUCGAUUAGGACGGACCCUUCGUUUCCAGCCGAUAUGAUUUGUGAGCCGCAAAAGCUCUCCAAAAUUUGCUUCCUUUUUCCAAGAGGAUAAUUAUUCUGCGUUGCUCUGCUCGCAAGCAAGUGAGACAGAGCACAGUUUCUGACAAAUUCGUAGAUGUUUCGGUGUUCCGUUAAAAGAGUUGACUAACGAUUUAAGUUUAAGUUGUAGUUAAGCGAUUAUUUCAAUUACCGUUUUUCACAAAAUCAAACUAUACCAACAAGAGAGUAAAUGUAAUCACUACGAUGGCUAAAUAGCAAAAAGCGUUGUAGAUAUUGCUGAAUCCACGAGGCACAAUCAAUCCUGCAAGUGGGAAAUCCAGAGCCAGAACUAAGUAUUUCCAAUGUUCGCGCAAGCAAAGGGUCAUAACAAUCGCUUCGUAUUCGUAAUCAAAUCAAUUUCUAACACAGCACACUCUAUCAACAAAAAAAUGCACCGCCCCCUCGGAGAGCGCGCGCGCUCGAGUGGAGAGAAAAA